UUCAUUGACUCAUGACUGUUUUCUGUUCAUUUCUCGUGGGAGAAUUUCCCUACCAUCUCUUUUCAAACGCUUUUACUCUCUCUCUCUCUCUCGUUUUGAUAAAGAAACUGGGGAAAAAACAUCUGGUCCGUGAAACCAGCACCGGGACGUCGUACUCUCCUCUCCUCAUCAAUCAUGGAAGCUCUGUGAAUGUUGAGGGAGUUUUAAUGAAUACCCAAGUUCUGUGAGUGGAGUGUCUUUGUGUUUGUUCAAGUUUCUUCUGAUUUUUGGAUGGACAGUGUUAGAAGUUGUUUAGUGUUCGAGUUUCGAUAAUGAACUUUUGGUGGGUCUGGGUUUCUCUGCAAGCAAGAAAUGGGUGACUUCUAAGAUGCUUGGAUACUGAGAAAUUGCACUUAAGUGUGGAUUUGAAGUUGGAGGUGAUUGCAUUUCGGGUUUCAGUCUUUCAGAGCUUUCAUUCAAGUUGUGGGAGGUUGAAAGGCCUAAUUGUUUUCUCAUAGGAAGCUCUGGUUCUUGAAGAUGUUGUUGAUUAGUGACCAAGUUCUUUGAGAAGAAAGUGGGGUUUCAUCACAUCAUAAAUUUUGAUUCUUUGAUUAAAGGAAAGAAAAAGGAGAUUUGUGGCGAGACGUUCAGGCUUUCUUCACAUAAAGUCUGAGUGCUUUGGAGAAAAGAGAAGGUUGUUUUGACGGAGUCAUUGUUUUUGGAUGGAAAAGAGGGAGCUAGUGGUGAAUGUCAGGCCUUAGUUAGGACUGGUUCAGGCAUUCGCCGGUCUCACUGGGCCCUGAGGGAGUGAGUUCUGUGCAGGAUCUAUGCCUUGCUGAUUACUUUUGUGCUCCUUGUUUUGGGAAAUGAUAUAUCUCUUCAUGUUCAUUCUCAUGGUAUGUUCUAAACACUGUUGAGCAAGAAGUGUUCUACAAGGAAGAGAACCUGCAAUGGCCUUUUCUCCAUGGUUUUCUCUUUUCCUGCUUGGGUUUCUGUACAGAACCCAGUUGGUGGUUGCACAGAAGGAUGAUCGAUCAACAAUGUUGGCACUUAAGGAAGAGCUCUCAGUACCUGGAUGGGGUUCUAAUGAAUCGGAUUACUGCACUUGGGCAGGUGUACACUGCAGCUCCAACGGGUCUUCGGUGGAAAUGCUUAAUCUUUCUCACUUUGAGCUCCGAGGUAAUAUAAGUUUAGCCUCUGAGCUGAAAGCUUUAAAGUGGCUUGACCUUUCUUACAAUAACUUUAAUGGACCAAUCCCUCCAGCCUUUGGGAAUCUGUCCCAGCUCGAGUUUCUUGACUUAUCGUGGAAUAAGUUUGGAAGCUCGAUUCCCCCUGAGUUGGGAAACAUCAGAAGCCUUCGGUCAUUGAACCUCUCCAAUAACUUUCUUGUUGGAAGAAUACCUGAUGACCUUCAGAAUCUGAAAGGUAUACAUGAUCUCCAAAUUUCUGGAAAUAAAUUGAAUGGUUCCAUCCCUAAAUGGGUGGCCAACCUAUCCAAUCUGAAAGUUUUUACAGCCUACGAGAAUGAAUUAAGUGGUAAAAUUCCAGAAAAUUUAGGCUCUUCAUCUGAGCUCCAGUUGUUGAACCUUCACUCAAACUACCUUGAAGGGCCUAUACCAAAGGCCAUUUUUGCUUUGGGGAAGCUGGAAGUUUUGGUCCUGACAAUGAAUAAGUUGACUGGGAAUGUUCCUGAAUUGGUUGGGAACUGCAAAGGCCUUUCCAGUAUCCGAAUUGGGAACAACAGACUUAUAGGAAAUAUUCCUAAAGCCAUUGGUAAUGUGAGUAGCCUUACAUAUUUUGAAGCGGAUUAUAACAAUCUUUCAGGUGAGAUUGUUCCAGAGUUCUCUCGAUGCUCUAACCUCACCCUCCUGAAUUUAGCCUUUAAUGGGUUUACGGGGAUGAUUCCUCCAGAGCUUGGAGAGCUUAUGAACCUGCAGGAAUUCAUUGUUUCUGGUAACAGUCUCUUUGGAGACAUUCCCAAGUCCCUUCUUAGGUGCAAGAACCUUAACAAGCUUGAUCUAAGCAAUAACAGAUUCAAUGGAACCAUACCACAAGACAUUUGCAACACAGCAAGAUUGCAAUUCCUUCUAUUGAGCCAGAAUUCAAUAAGAGGGGAGAUACCUCAUGAGAUUGGAAAUUGUGUAAAACUGUUAGAGUUGCAAAUGGGCAGCAACUAUUUGACUGGCAGUAUUCCUCCAGAGAUUGGUUGGAUUAAGAAUUUGCAGAUAGCUCUCAACUUGAGCUUCAAUCAUCUUCACGGACCUUUACCUUCUGAAUUGGGGAAACUGGACAAGUUAGUUUCGUUGGAUGUUUCUAACAAUCAGCUUUCUGGGAAUAUCCCAUCUGCACUGAAGGGCAUGAUGAGCUUGAUUGAGGUUAACUUCUCCAAUAAUCUUCUCACAGGCCAAUUACCAACAUUUGCACCAUUCCAAAAGAGCCCACAGUCAAGCUUCUCAGGUAAUAAAGGGCUCUGUGGAGAGCCUUUAAAUUCCUCCUGUGGGGGUUCUUUUGGUCCUAGUGGUGAAGGUUACCAUCACAAAGUGUCAUAUAAGAUCGUUUUAGUUGUGAUUGGUUCUGGUUUGACAGUGUUUGUUUCUGUAACAAUUGUUGUUGUACUGUUUAUGAUGAGGGAGAAGCAAGAAAAAGCUGCCAAGCUUGCUGCAGGAAUUGCAGAUGAUGUAACUGCUAACCCACCGUUGAUAAUAGCAGGAAAUGUCUUUGUUGAGAACCUCAGGCAGGCAAUAGAUUUUGAUGCUACCGUUAAAACAACUCUUAAGGAUUCAAAUAAGCUCAGCACAGGAACUUUCAGUACUGUUUACAAGGCAGUUAUGCCAUCUGGGCUAAUUCUAUCAGUAAAGAGACUUAAGUCUAUAGACAAAGCAGUAAUUCAUCACCAGAACAAGAUGAUUAGAGAGCUCGAAAGGCUGGGCAAACUCUGCCAUGAGAAUCUGAUGAGGCCUGUGGGUUUCAUAAUCUAUGAAGACAUUGUUCUCUUGCUGCAUGAGUACUUACCAGGUGGCACAUUAGCUCAGCUACUUCAUGACUCCAGUUUGAAAGCUGAAUAUGAACCAGACUGGCCAACAAGGUUCUCCAUUGCUAUAGGAGUAGCACAAGGGUUGUCUUUCCUUCAUCAUGUGGCCAUUAUCCAUCUUGAUAUCUCCUCAGGUAACAUAUUGUUAGAUGCCAAUUCCAAGCCUUUGGUUGGGGAGGUUGAGAUAUCAAGGCUCUUGGAUCCAUCAAAGGGUACUGCAAGUAUUAGUGCAGUGGCAGGGUCAUUUGGUUAUAUUCCCCCAGAAUAUGCAUACACCAUGCAAGUUACAGCACCAGGAAAUGUUUAUAGCUAUGGAGUUGUGCUACUUGAGAUUCUUACAACACGACUACCAGUUGAUGAGGCCUUUGGUGAAGGGAUAGAUCUAGUAAAAUGGGUUCAUGGAGCUCCAGCAAGAGGAGAGACCCCAGAACAGAUACUUGAUGCAAGGUUGAGCACAGUCUCCUUUGCUUGGAGGAAGGAGAUGCUUGCAGUUCUGAAGGUCGCUUUGCUAUGCACGGAUAGCACACCAGCCAAACGGCCCAAAAUGAAGAAGGUUGUGGAGAUGCUCCAAGAAAUAAAGCAAAGCUGAUGGUAUUUCAUUUAUUUGAGCUUCACAGAUUUCUAAAACCUGGGAGCCAGAAUCUCAUAGUUAUAAAUUUCUUAUACUUUUGAAUAUAGAAAUAUCAGUUGAAUUCUCCACUAUCAUCAUCCAUCAAAGGAAGAGGAUCCUGAAGGUUGGAAGAAGGGGUUCUUAGAUGAAGGCCCUGGAGAAUGUGUUAGCUCUCAUAGGUUAGUCUUUCACAUUGUCGAUCUGCUUGCACUUUAAAGUGUUUACUGGAGAAGGCAGCAUGUAUACAUUUUGAAUUGUUAACAGGAUUGGGGGAUGUAUUCAUGCAAUGAAUGCUUUCAAUUUCUGCAAAUAUUUUUUUUCUAUAA
Molecule: messenger RNA, 3946 nt
Organism: Nelumbo nucifera (sacred lotus)
Lineage: Eukaryota; Viridiplantae; Streptophyta; Magnoliopsida; Proteales; Nelumbonaceae
Product: leucine-rich repeat receptor-like tyrosine-protein kinase PXC3
Biological process (GO): protein phosphorylation
Molecular function (GO): protein kinase activity; protein binding; ATP binding
Source: RefSeq, a predicted model, not a curated record